Messenger RNA from Solenopsis invicta (red fire ant), 775 nucleotides. It is a transcript of the gene Vha14-1, whose product is annotated as V-type proton ATPase subunit F 1. The record is from RefSeq and is a predicted model, not a curated record. Bases 131 to 502 code for a protein of 123 amino acids. Gene Ontology annotation, biological process: proton transmembrane transport. Gene Ontology annotation, cellular component: membrane; proton-transporting V-type ATPase, V1 domain. The transcript has 5 exons. Gene Ontology annotation, molecular function: proton-transporting ATPase activity, rotational mechanism. Lineage: Eukaryota; Metazoa; Arthropoda; Insecta; Hymenoptera; Formicidae.
UGAUCCAUAAUGUGGUGGACGGAACAUAUACUAUGGUGUGGUUCGUCAGCUGAUGUCUUACUGUUGAUGAACAACGUUCCUUCCUUUACUAAAAACUUUUGUGAUUUUAUUUUCUUCCAAGACAAACAUUAUGGCACUUCAUUCCGCAGGGAAGGGUAAGCUUUUAGCAGUGAUUGGCGACGAGGACACUUGUGUGGGUUUUUUAUUGGGUGGAGUUGGAGAGAUUAAUAAGCAUCGUCAACCUAAUUUUAUGGUUGUUGACAAAAAUACAGCAGUGAGUGAAAUAGAGGAUACUUUUAAGCGAUUUAUCAAGCGUGAUGAUAUUGACAUCAUUCUUAUUAACCAGAAUGUAGCUGAAAUGAUUCGUCAUGUAAUUGACAGUCAUACUCAACCGAUACCUGCUGUAUUGGAAAUUCCAAGCAAGGAUCAUCCAUAUGAUGCCAGCAAAGAUUCCAUUUUGAGACGCGCUAAGGGAAUGUUCAAUCCAGAAGAUAUUCAUUAAUGUAAAUGUGGUGUUAAUAUGUGUUACUUCAAGUGUGUACAAUAAAAUAGAAUUAUUUGUUUAGUUAUUACAUUCCAUGUAUCUAUCUUUGUUAAUCAGUAAAAGUGAUGUAACAUUGUUAACAUAUUUUCAUAAAUGAAAAGUAAUAGAUGAGAUGGCUAGCUCUUUCUCAUUAUUUUAAAUUCUAUGUGUUUUUUGUGAAUGUAUACAAUACAAAAUAUGUACAAUACAUAAAUGUAAUCAAUAUAUUAAUAAAAGUGUGUGAAAGCUUUA